Messenger RNA from Etheostoma spectabile (orangethroat darter), 2999 nucleotides. It is a transcript of the gene antxr1d, whose product is annotated as ANTXR cell adhesion molecule 1d. Gene Ontology annotation, molecular function: transmembrane signaling receptor activity. The transcript is spliced from 18 exons. Gene Ontology annotation, cellular component: cell surface; plasma membrane. Bases 228 to 1958 code for a protein of 576 amino acids. Lineage: Eukaryota; Metazoa; Chordata; Actinopteri; Perciformes; Percidae. The record is from RefSeq and is a predicted model, not a curated record.
CUGCUUCAGUGCAUGUUUUUCUCUCAGCUGAAAGAGAAGACUUGGAGAGCCCGGCUUAAACCGAACAAUACUCCUGUCGGCUGAAUGCACUCAACCUAACAGGACGGAACACCGAGACACAACCCGUUAUACACACGCAGUCGACCCACAACAACAGAAUGCUUGAGAGAAAAUGUGAAGGUCUUUAGUUGUCACAGUGUUGGAGUAGUCAACAGGAACCGGGAAAGAUGGCGAGGGCACAGACUCGCAUGUUCCUCGCCUUGGCUUUGCUGGGAAUGUUCUUCCUCGAUGUCUCGGUGAAAGGAGAGCUGCAGGGCGAGCAACAGGAGGAGGAGGAGAGGUCCUGUCAGGGCGCCUUCGACCUCUAUUUUGUCCUGGACAAAUCUGGAAGUGUGAAGAAUCACUGGAUAGAAAUUUACUCCUUUGUUGAGCAGCUGGCAGAGAAGUUUAUCAGCCCCAUGUUGCGAAUGUCCUUUAUUGUCUUCUCCACACGAGGAAACAUCAUCAUGAAACUGACAGAGAACAGGGAGGCCAUCACUGGAGGCUUAACGGCUCUGAGAAGGGUUAUUCCUGGAGGAGACACAUUUAUGAACCUAGGCCUGGAGAUGGCUAAUGCGCAGAUAUACCAAGAGAAGCAGGGUACAGCCAGCGUUAUCAUCGCUCUAACAGAUGGAGAACUGAAUGAAUGGCAGUUUGACACAGCUCAGCGAGAGGCACAAAGGGCAAGGUCUAUGGGAGCCAUUGUUUACUGUGUAGGGGUCAAAGAGUUCAACCAGACCCAGCUUGCAACUAUUGCAGACACUGUGGAACACGUGUUUCCUGUGUGGGGAGACUUCCAAGCCCUGAGGGGAAUCAUUGACUCGAUCAUCAAGAAGUCCUGCAUUGAGAUUCUAGCAGCUGAGCCGUCCAGCGUAUGUGCAGGAGAGAGUUUCCAGGUGGUGGUGAGAGGCAAUGGGUUUCUCCAUGCCAGAAACAUUGACCAGGUCCUCUGCAGCUUCAAACUGAAUGAUACACUCACUGUGGAUGAGAGACCAGUUGGAAUAGAAGAUACCUUCCUGCUCUGUCCUGCUCCUGUUGUAGAGGAGGUUGGGAGGGUGAUCUAUCUGCAGGUGAGCAUGAAUGAGGGUCUCUCCUACAUCACCAGCUCUGUUCACAUCACUACUACUGAAUGUUUUGACGGCACCAUCGUGCUAAUAUCGUUGCUGGUGGUGUUCCUGCUGUUGGGUCUGCUGCUGAUGUGGUGGUUCUGGCCUCUCUGUUGCACUUUGGUGAUCAAAGAACCUCCCCCACCACCUCCACCUGAGCCAGACUCAGAUGAUGACGACGGGAUGCCAAAGAAGAGGUGGCCCACAGUGGAUGCAUCCUACUAUGGAGGAAGAGGAGUGGGUGGCAUCAAACGCAUGGAGGUGCGAUGGGGGGAAAGGGGGUCCACUGAGGAAGGUGCGAAGUUGGACAAACCUAAGAAUGCAGUUGUAAAGAUGCCAGAGCAGGAAUUUGAGCCGUAUGAGCCCAAACCUCGAAAACAACCACGCCACCCCCAACAGCAGAGAAGGUGGUACUCACCCAUUAAGGGAAAGCUAGAUGCUCUGUGGGCUCUGUUCAGGAGAGGUUACGACCAGGUAUCUCUAAUGAGACCACAGGCUGGAGACGAGGGUCGCUGUAUUAGUUUUCAACGGGUCAAAGAUGGGGAGUCCACCCCAAGCAACCAGGCUCCUCCUCGCACACAUCACUCUCCCUCACCACCGCCGCCUCCUCCUCCUUCUCAUCCGCCCGCCGAACAGCAACCUCUGGUCUCUAACUCUGUCCCUCGUACGAAGCCUCCGUCGAGAGGGCCUCGCACCACGCCACCCUCCCGCACACCCCCUUCUGUGGCCCAACCUCCUCCAGGUCCACCCCCAACUCGUGCACCCCCCGGGCCCCCAGGACCCCCGCCAUCCCGACCCCCACCCAGGCUCUGAUGAUGAAGAGAGGGCCUCCAAUUAACAACUGUUACGUCAACUCAUUUCAUGAAACACCCACAAAUCUAAGAAGCCAUGAGCUCUGAUGUAUAGCUCUGUGCUUUGUUGCUGGACAGCAAAAAUAUUUAUCUGAUAUCAAAAAGUUUCAUAAAAAAUUACCCAUUCAUAAAACCACAAACAUUAUAGAAAAAAACAAGCAUGUAGUUACUUGAUAAAGCCUGUAUGUACAGUAUUAGAUGUCAUUUGACUUAAGCGGUUAGAGGAAGUGCAAUGCAACAGAAAGGAUUUAUGUGUUGUCGAAAGUUAGAUUGCUGCAGUUGUUUGUGAAAGAUGAUGGUGAACAGUUUGCUUUGGGUUGGUGGAGAACAGAGGUGUCCAAAUUGUUGGGGGGGGGGGUGACUGAGAACCCAGGGCCCUCAUGUGAGAAGGGCCCAAAAAGAUGCUAGAAUGAAUAGCUGUGGAUGCGGGGAGGGGCCCAUGGAAAAGGCCUUUCUACAGGGCCCAGACUUUUGUGCUACGCCUAUGGUAGAGAAUAAUAAUGUUGAGUGAGGAUGUGGUGAAAAAUACAGCAUGUAUGAUAGCAAUGUUGGUAAUAUUGGCUUUAGUAGUUAAUGUACACUCUUAGUUGUAUACAGAUCGGACUGAUUUAUCAUUUUUACCUUUUCAACCACAAAUGUUUUCUACAUCCUUGAAUUUUAGUCCAAAGGUUCAGUGAUCUUAUUGCAACUGCAGGGCAGUUUCUCCAUACUUAAUUUAUUAUAAUACAAGCCCUAUCUGCAUUUGUAUUCUAUUGAGUAUCAGGUGAGUUUCUGAGUUUUCAAAUCUUUGAGGGAGGGGAAUAUCACGGUGGCUAUAAGGAAGCAUCCUAGCAUGGCUUCUGAUCUGUUGUGGUCUUAUUAGCAUUAGAUGAAAAAUGGCAUUGGAAUUUUGUAUCUUCAGGGUUCUCCUGUAUACUGCAUUUACUGACUGAAAUAAUCAUUUGCAUUAUUUCUUUAUUAACAACCUUUUGUGUCUAUCUUUAAUAAACAAUGUUUUUUUUAA